Molecule: messenger RNA, 888 nt
Organism: Penicillium chermesinum
Lineage: Eukaryota; Fungi; Ascomycota; Eurotiomycetes; Eurotiales; Aspergillaceae
Exons: 1
Coding region: 1-888 (295 amino acids)
Source: RefSeq, a predicted model, not a curated record
AUGGCUCCAUCUAAUGAUUCGCCUCGGCCUCGAUUCUAUCGGUCUGCCCCACGCGAUACAUCUUCCUACGGAGUUUCUCAAGGUGAGUAUGCUGAAAGGUUCAACACCACGCGGCCUUCACCUUACUAUGAAAACCCUGCCGGCCCACCUCAAGGGUUCAGCUACCGUUCUCACUAUGCUCCCAUGAGUCCUCCGGUUCGAGAAGCAAAUACCUUUGCACGCCCAUUCUAUGAAAUACCCGAUUAUUACCACCCAGACGCUAGUGCUAACUUCCAACGAGCCAGCGCGUUUUCGACUGGGCAUUACUAUGGGGAGCCCAGUUUCCACAAGGAAGAGGCUGGUGAUAACCCGUUCCAACAUGCUCGCACGUCCUCGAACCCAUUCUACGCACAGCCCGAUUAUUACCACCCAGCGGCUACUGCUAACCUCCGACAAGCUAGCGCAUUUUCGACUGACAAUUACUAUGGACAACCCAGUUUUUACUACCAAGGGGCCAAUGCUAACCCGUUCCAACAAAAUAACGUCACUUCGAACCCAUCAUAUGGACGUCCCAUUCUCCACCACCGCGAAGAUAAUGAUCAGCGUCAAGGAGGAAGUCAACUGAUCAGAAGGUUCCCUCAGGCGUCGAAUGCUAAUUCUUGGGAACAAGACAGGAAGGGUGGAGGCCAUACAGCAGCACACCAGAUAAGAAGCCAGUCCGAGCUCCCUCGGAAGAAGCCGAGCCUACUCUCAAUCAACAGACCAGUACCACUCCGCCCCACGAAGCCGGUUCUGGUCCAAUUCACGGCCCAGUUCAAGCUCAUCCUGGACACACAGAGCCCUGCUCGUCGACAUGGCCGGGUCCUGAGAAUGACCGACACGCAGAUGAGGCGGACUGCAUCUCCGUAG